Molecule: messenger RNA, 849 nt
Organism: Aspergillus niger
Lineage: Eukaryota; Fungi; Ascomycota; Eurotiomycetes; Eurotiales; Aspergillaceae
Exons: 4
Coding region: 1-849 (282 amino acids)
Source: RefSeq, a predicted model, not a curated record
AUGAGCGAACCAACCACAAGUACGGAAACUCCGCAGGAUGGCAUCAACCGCCAGCUCAGCUGGUAUGAGCCCGAGUUGGCGCAGGUCAAGGAGCCUGCACGUACCAUUCUUGCCGAAUACAGCAAGAUUCCGGAGGAGAAGAUCAUUGAUCACGUCAAACAAGUGCGAGAUCGCGCAUUCGCCGUAUUCCCCUAUCCAUGUAUCGGAUCUUUCCGGUUCCUCGACAUAUCCAUCUGCAACUCAUCUGCAUACUCUGAAAUCCUGUCCCGCUUGAAGGACACCUCCGACAUCUACCUGGACUUAGGCUGCGCCAUGGGCCAAGACAUCAGACACCUUGUCCACCAAGGAGCCCCUCAAUCCCAAAUCUAUGGCUCAGACCUCUACUCCAAAUUCAUCGACUUGGGAUACGAGCUCUUCGCGGACCGCGACACUCUCUCAUGCGAAUUCAUCACCAGCGACAUCUUCGACGACAGCAGUGAACUAUUCCAGCGUCUUGGGGAGAAGGUAGACAUGAUCAACGCGGCCUCAUUUUUCCACCUCUUCGACUGGGAUACCCAGGUAAAGCUGGCUAAGCAGGUCAUGAAGCUGAUGAAGCCCAAGCCCGGGUCUAUUGUGGUUGGUCGCCAUGUGGGUGAUUAUAAUGCCGGGGAGUUGGAGGCCAAAGAAUUGGGCUCGAACAUUUGGCGCCAUGAUUUGGAUUCGUGGAGGAGGUUGUGGGAGCAGGUGGGGAGGGAGACGGGAACGGAGUGGAAGGUCGAUGUUACGGGCGAGGAGUGGAAGGGGAUUACGAAGGUGGCGCAUAAUGGGGAGACGACGUUUAAGAUGCAGUUUCUUGUGAGGAGGGUUUAA